Molecule: messenger RNA, 1495 nt
Organism: Pecten maximus
Lineage: Eukaryota; Metazoa; Mollusca; Bivalvia; Pectinida; Pectinidae
Product: chymotrypsin-like elastase family member 1
Exons: 6
Coding region: 392-898 (168 amino acids)
Biological process (GO): proteolysis
Molecular function (GO): serine-type endopeptidase activity
Source: RefSeq, a predicted model, not a curated record
CAAUGGCCAACCUGUUUCACUGAGAAUGUUAUCAAAAAAACAAAAUGACAUCAAACCAUUGACGUAUUUGUACGGCCCAAAAAUUGAGGUCAAAGCCACACGUUGUAAUUUUCCCGGCCGAUUUAGUUUUUAUCCACUUGUGAUAUUUUUGAGUUCAGAGGUAUUACAACUUAGCUGUAGGGUUCUGACGAUUCCGUGUCAAUAUAUUUUACUGGUGAUAAUGGACUUAUACUCCGUUACGAUAUCUCUUGAGAGAUUAUAUCUACUUUCUGUCACUUACAGACAGUACAUUUUUACAUGUAUAUGAUUUGCCCGAAGCAAAGUUGAUGGAGGGGAUGAUUAGAACAUAUAAAUACUAGUUUCGGCUGACUAUCAUUACUUCGAAGAAGCCAUGGACACACAAUUGGUUCUGCUGGUCCUGGUCAUCUGUGGGUUCGCUGUGGGACUUAAGCUUCCUGUGGAAGACGAAGACAAUGGUCUGGGCAUGCCGCCUGCCAUUGUUGGAGGAACAGAUGCCGCCGAGGAUGCGUGGCCAUGGCAGGUGAAUCUGCUGUACAGGGGAAUCUUUUGGUGUGGCGGUACACUUCUUAAUGACGAUACCGUACUGACGGCGGCUCAAUGUACCUGCCUAUGCAAGAAAAGGCAAUUAAGAGUUGUAGUAGGGGAUUACGACCGAAAAAAGAACGAAAAAAUGGAAAGAUGUGAAAAAAAGAUAAAAGUGAAGAAAAUAAUAGAGCAUCCUGAUUAUGACGGUGACGUUCUACAUGAUCUGGCAAUCAUUAAGCUUAAGAAAAAGGUUACGUUUAAUGAUUACAUUCAACCAAUACCCUGGACUGGCGAAAGACACCAUGGACUUGAUGAGCAGUACUUGUUAUGUUACUGGAUGGGGAGCAGAUAGAGGACCAUCGAGUUUGGCGAGAAUCCUUCAGGAACUUCAAACACCUGUGGUGACCAAUGAACAGUGUCAGACCGGCAUCGAGUUCAACUAUCCUGUCACUGACGAUAUGAUCUGUACGAAUUCGGAACCAAAAGGCUCCUGUUAUGGUGACAGUGGCGGUCCUCUCCAGUGUUUGGUGGAUGGUACCUGGGUACAUGCGGGAGCGGUAUCGUGGGGUAACGAGAACUGUCGAGUCGGGCCUACCGUGUAUGCGAGGACCUCUUAUCACAGGGAUUGGAUCUUGGAUAACAUGUAGAGAGUAAUACCACAAAUCAAAUAUGAACUUACACAUGCAGUCGUUGGGUGAUCAUGAUGUAACAUUUCUAUAUGUUGAUAACCUACACCGACCAUCUUAGUUAUAGGAACUGUGAAGUAGUGUAUGCUCAGAACAUUAAGAAGAUUUAGAGACUUACAAUGCCAGCGUGUUCGUGACAGAAUCCUGUAUUUCCAUGUUAACAUACUGAUGUAAAUAUUAUUUGCGCUGUUACUCUUAGCAUUGUUUUAUAUACAUGAUCAAAAAGGUGUAUAUAAACAUUCCUUAAUAAAUCUAUUGUUUUA